Molecule: messenger RNA, 3489 nt
Organism: Neurospora tetrasperma FGSC 2508
Lineage: Eukaryota; Fungi; Ascomycota; Sordariomycetes; Sordariales; Sordariaceae
Exons: 1
Coding region: 1-3399 (1132 amino acids)
Source: RefSeq, a predicted model, not a curated record
AUGUUAUCACGACUACACCUCCGACGACCACCUUCCACGCCGUCAUCUCCCGUGCCCGGCCAAGCGAGCUCCUUGGACCUGGAUACAGCAUCCCAGCCUCCGACAGCUCCCGAUGGCCGACCACAGCCAACCAGAUCAGCUAGCUCCUCCCACCUUCCAUCCACCCUCUCGACAACCCCAAAACCGAUACCGAAUAUCAGCGACAAUGGAGGCAUCAGUGCAGCAGCUUCAGUUAGUGGAAUGCCUCUACAGAUGUAUCAGUCUGCCGGAAGUUCGGCCUCCAGCCAACCUUCGGAAAGUCACAAGUCGAGAACAAGGCAGGCCCCGCCGCCCAUCGACACUACCGCCGCUACUCGGGCGUCCUUGGCUACGAGACUGAGUAAGAUCUCGUCCUUCGUGACCCCAACCGACCUCAAUAGCAGUGGCCCUUUCGGCAAACGUCCGACGGGGAAGCGCAUGGCUAGCGAGCCAGCCACCAAAGCCAUCACCACCCCGGAAUCCGCAAAAUCCAAAAAGUCUUUGCCUUUCCUCAAGAAACACUCGGUAUCCAAUUUGUGGAUGAGGAGGAAGACUGCGCAAAACCCACCAGAUCUGCCACCUCUGUCCUCCUCGGCUGAGCCCACCUAUGACCCACGUAUCCGGGGCACAAAGGUCCACGACUUCAGUGCUCCUAGACCCAAACGGACGACGUCGCAGAAGGAGGCUGCUGUCAGUCCUGUUAAGGAGUCUCCAAGUAACGAUGCUACGUCAAACUCACAUGCAGCGGAAGCGAGUACAGGUAGCACAUUCGCGGGCACUUCACAAAUUCUGACUCCUGGUCUCGAUGACGUUCCCUUUUUCCCUUCAUCGGGGGUGCAGGUGACCAGGGGCAACAGUGAUGCGAGAUCAAUACCAGUAGAUAGCUUACCAUCACCGUCUCUUGCCAACUCUUCGCCGCUUGAACAGGAUGCGCGGCCGUCAGUACAGCUCAGGGAUGAUCCCGUUCCCGCCCAGGAUCCUUCGUCAUCGGUGGCAUCUCAGGACACUUUGACUGUGACCAGACCCGGCCCCAACGCCAACGCUUCAGUCCGAACCGCGACAUCACGCAACGUAUCCAAGCGAUCUAUUCGAGACUCUGCCUUGUUCGGCCUUCCGAAACACAUGAAGAGCACAUCGUCUCGGUUCAGUUUCGACAUGAUGGGCUCAGCCGAUGAGGAGAAGGCGUUGGAAGAACGACAUCGACAGCGUCAGCGAGAGAAGGGGGGCGGCGCCGCAAGUGCGCUGAGGCAAGAACACGAUUCCAGAUUUGAUGACCUGGAAGAGGAAGAUUUCGACUAUGACGCCAUGAUGGACGACGACGGCCUGGAAGAGCCGAUCCCCGGUGUUAAUGCGGAUUACGAGGAUGACUACAUGGAGGAGCCAAUUCCGGGGGCUAACGCGGACUACGAUGAUCUAGAGGAGCCGAUUCCGGGCGUCAAUGCUGGUUAUGAAGAGCUUUCUGGGGAAAGUCAAGGCAACGAGCAUGAUACGGAUUCAGACCCAGACAAUGAUCAAGAGAACUUUGCUGGGUUUGAGUUUCAACGAUCAAACAAAGGCUCCGGCCCCAUCACCCCCCGUAGCCCUCUCAUCGCUUCAACGCCCAGCAAUGAGACCGACCAGCCCGUCGCUUCAUCCGUAACGGAGAACAGUACUCCCGAUUUACCAAAAUGGGCCACGAUACCUGACCAGGCUGCUCCCACACCAGCUAUUCCAGUGCCACAGCAGUCAUCAAGCCCCGAAACUGCUCAUGCACGAAUCACUGCAGAGCCUGUUCCUAUCGGACUGCCACCGACCAACCCCACCCGCAGAGAGGAUGAUGGCGACAUCUACUUUGACAACGGCUUGGCAGAUGAACUAGACUUUCAGGGCGAUGGUACCCAUUUUGACGAAUCCCUCUUUGAUCUCGACGACACCGAUCAAUAUGGCCGCCCUAUCCCGGGUGCUUUUGCUCGGGCUGCUGAGCAGGCGCGGGCUCGGCAGCUGGCCCAACUCGCCGAGGCCAAUGCCGCAGCUGCCCCUGGUGUUGACCCAGCGCAGUCGACGGCUUCUGGCUCCAUGAAUGCCCUUGCGACUGGAGAAGACGCUUCUUCCACCCAGCUCCCUCAGAUGCCUACCCAAGCCAUGCAGCAACAAAUGUCGAUAUCUGGCCUUGAUCUGGCAUACCAGGCGGCCCUGGCCGAAGCGGCACAAAGAGCAGCAGAAUCUGGCAAGUUCCAGAGAAGUUCGUCACCUGACAUACCCGAAGAGCCUACUGUCAUGUCACCCACCGAUUCGGCCCAGUCGCACGACUUCGUACAACGAAACGAACUGGACGACUACGAAAACGAUGAUGAUUGCUUUGGCGACGGCUUAGACGAUUACGACUUUGACGAUGAGGCCAUCAUUGCUGAAGCGAACGCUAGUGCACUAGCGAACGACUCUGAUGGUUGGUACGGUCAAGAAUUCGGCUUCUACUCUGCUCCCUUGGCCCAAUCAGGCCAUGGUUACGGCAGUUCAUCCUCUAGUCGCAAUCCCCCGGACUCAGAGGACCCCUUCCAGUAUUCUUAUGGUGGCUACUUCGGCCCUGUAGGCGAGGGCGUUUUCCGGUCCAAGAGUGGCCGUGUCGUAUGUCGCGAACCUACUCUGACACCCAUCACGGAAACGUCCGAGUACUCUAACCGUAACUCCAUCAUGAGUCUCAACCUUCCGCCAUCCAUUGAUGCUCGUAACUCGGCAUCUCUGCAGAGUCCUACCCUCGCUCAACUGGCCCUCAUGGACGAUGACGAGUUUGAUUCGAUCAACAAGCUGCGCAGAAAAACGUGGGCAGGCUCUCAAGCUAGUCUUAUGAACUCCCGGGAGGGAAGUCCCAGGGCAGAAAGGGCGUCGUAUCUCAUUGACUCGACUGGUUCGCCGUUCGCUGCCACGGCUGGCGGCCAUUUUGGGGCGGGCCUUGGUACAUAUGAUCAUACCAAGAGAAGUUCCUACUCGAUGUUGAAUCCUUCGCAGCCAGAAGGUGAGGGAAGAUCGGUCAGUCCCACGCUUACGAACAAGAUUCAAGCGGUGACCAUGCCGAUUAGUCCUGUUCCGGGGUUUGUCCCACCCAAAGACAUGGGGCUUCCCCAGCAACAACCUUCGCUUCUCGGCCCGCCUGUCAUGAUGCCUACGUCAGCACCGCAACAGUUCGCGGUGGAAACAGGACUGAGAAGUGGACAAGGCUGUCCUCAAGUGGAGGAAAAUGACGAAGCCUUGGGAGUGGUGCCGGGCAGUUCACAGAAGCCGCUUCAAGAAGUUGCUGGAGUCAAUGGCGGAAUAACAUAUGAUUCGUUGGGAAGAAGGACGUCAUCUGUUGUUAAAGGUGUCGAACAACAGGAGCAAAAGAAGAAGGUGGUAGGAUGGGCAUAAUUUGGAUAUGUCCUUGUUGUUGAGAAGUUGAAUCAUCUGCAUAUAUACCUUACUACUUGUUGGAUACCAUAGGGGACAUAUUUCAAUGUU